Scheffersomyces amazonensis is the source of this 1290-nucleotide messenger RNA. RefSeq lists its product as uncharacterized. Bases 417 to 1016 code for a protein of 199 amino acids. The transcript has a single exon. The record is from RefSeq and is a predicted model, not a curated record. Lineage: Eukaryota; Fungi; Ascomycota; Pichiomycetes; Serinales; Debaryomycetaceae.
CUGAAUAAAGGCUUGGGCUCAUCUUUUUUAAGGUGGAUAUUCCCCCUUUCAGUCAAAAAAUUUUCGGUAUGUGUCAAAUCAGAAAAAAGUCGGUAAUAACAGAAAUCAACAAAUUAAUAUUUAGUUGUUUAAAGAUUAUUUAAUAUAUAUUUAUCUUGUUUACUUUUAGUUUUCACUGUUAAAGUUUGUUAGAUUCUUGUUCUUGUCUAGUCAAACAGUGUAUCAUUCGCUUUCAUAGUAUUUUUUGCUUUACGUAAGAGAUCAUUACAUCUUUGUUUCUGUUUCGUUACCUGCACCCCACGGGAUCACAAAGAUAAAUAUCUAUUCUAAGAAGAAGCAUUAAUCAGUAUAAAUAUAAGUAUAACUACUUACUAAGAACUAGUACUAAUAAUAUAAAUUAAGAACCACAAGUCAGAAUGGCUAUUUUCAGAUCAAAAUCAAACAAACCAGGACGUCGUCCAACUAAUGUCAAUAAUAUCGAUGUUAAAAUCUCUUCUAAGGAUGAACGAGAUUUUCAAAUGAAUUCAUCAUCUGUUCAUGAUCCAAUUUUAACUGCGGUUAAUGAAGCACAACCAUUCGAACAGGCUGCUGAUAGAACUCUUGAUAAUAGAAGACCAAGUUAUUUGAGUCAAGGAUCUCAUGAUUUAAAAGAUAUCUUUGGAACUCCAAUCGACAGACCUGAUGUUUCCAAUCCAACUAGAGCAAGAAAUGAAAGACCUUUAGAUACAAUUAGAGGAUUUGAAUAUGCUAUUACUGGUGAUUUAUCAUAUCGUGAUCAAUUAGAGACUCAUAGAUUAGGUUGGGGAUUCCAUGAAGAUUUCCCUCAUUACAAUUUACAAGCAACUGUUCCAGGAGCUGUUGAUCCAGUUGGAGGAUCUGGUUCAGCUGGUUUAUAUCAAGCUCCUGCAGCUAAUUUUGAUCAAGCAAUUUAUCAAAAUAAUAACUACAGUGCUUCAAGUUUAAGACAUGACGGUAAGAAAAAGAAAAAGGGGGGUUUAUUUGGUAGAAAGAAGUAAUCGAGCUAAGUAUAACUAGUUAGAUCAUUGCAAUUACUACUCAUUCACCAUCUUUUCUACGAACUUUUACGAUUGAUUUUAGUGCUUUCAUGGCUUUUUUUUCCCACAGCAAACAAAUAAAGACACCACCACCCUUACCCCCGUCCACCCCCCCCCUUAUAUGAUAAUACAUUAUAUCGUAUCAUAUGAAGUUAUAUAUUUAUAUAGUUAUUUAUGUUUAUUUCUUGUAUUUGUCCUUUAAUAAAACAGGUAUUUCUUUUACAUUCGCCGCCAA